AUGUUGCGUAGACUUGCAACUGUUGCGAAAACCACCAGCAAUCCUCAAUUCAAUGUUUUCGACAGAGCGGCUAAGCUUAUUCAUAAAUCAAAGCUAGCCAAACUUGAUCCUCUACUAUCGAGAAAGAAGGACUAUUUGAGGGACGAGGUGGCUAUCAAAACAAUAGAGCGAUUAGCUUUUAUAACAAGGCCAUUUGAUAAGACAUUGGACUUUGGUAGUCAUAGCGGGAAUUUCGUUAAGAAUCUAUGUACUGAAAGUCGUUUACCCAAGGAGUUGGCCAAUGACGAAAUAGAACAAAAGAUUAUUAAGCAAUUGAACGAGGAUAAGAAAUUAGUAAGAGACAAGAUAAAGGAAUUAGUUUUAUUUGACUCCUCACAGGAGCUCAUGGAUAGGGAUAAGGGGCAGAAAUACGAUUUCGACUUUCCAGGCCGAAUCAGCCAGUUUGUAGGUGACGAAGAACAGUUUGAUCAUACUAUUCUUCAGGAGUCAAAUCACUAUGAUGUUGUAUUAUCCAAUCUCAGCUUACAUUGGAUCAACGACCUUCCUCAAGCUCUUGCAAACAUCAAUCGAGUUUUGAAACCUGAUGGUUUGUUCAUGGGCACGCUAUUUGGAGGAGAUACACUAUAUGAGUUGAGAACAUCUUUACAAUUGGCAGAGCUAGAGCGAAAAGGAGGAAUUUCACCAAGAGUUUCCCCACUCGUGCAUCUCAACGACGUUGGAUCGUUGCUAAACAAGGCAGGAUUCACGAUGCUUACUAUUGAUGCAGAGGACAUCAUAGUUGAAGGAUUCCCUAGUAUCCUUGCUUUGUGUGAAGACUUGCAAGUUAUGGGAGAGCAGAACGCAGUGUUAUCUAGAGCAAAUCAUUUGCCUCGAGAUGUGCUUGUGGCUGCGAACGAGAUUUACAAGAGUUUGCAUGGCCAAAUUCAACUGGAUGGAAGUAUAUUGCUUCCCGCUACGUUCAACGUCAUAUUCAUGAUUGGUUGGAAAAAGAGCGACGCACAGCCGCAGCCAUUGGAAAGAGGAACUGGUCAAAUAAGCUUAAAGGAAGCACUACAAGAAUAA
This is a messenger RNA of Lodderomyces oxycetoniae, 1062 nucleotides long. RefSeq lists its product as uncharacterized. Gene Ontology annotation, biological process: mitochondrial respiratory chain complex I assembly. Lineage: Eukaryota; Fungi; Ascomycota; Pichiomycetes; Serinales; Debaryomycetaceae. Gene Ontology annotation, cellular component: mitochondrion. The transcript has a single exon. The record is from RefSeq and is a predicted model, not a curated record. Bases 1 to 1062 code for a protein of 353 amino acids.